Molecule: messenger RNA, 573 nt
Organism: Paramecium tetraurelia
Lineage: Eukaryota; Ciliophora; Oligohymenophorea; Peniculida; Parameciidae
Exons: 1
Biological process (GO): negative regulation of cell population proliferation
Source: RefSeq, a predicted model, not a curated record
AUGGUCUAGUGGUUACAAUCAAAAGUAAGGAGAAGAAGUUGGUUUUAGUCAAUAGGUAAAAAGUCAAGUUUUGUAUGUACAUUUGAAAUUGAGGGACCAUUCAAAUUAAUUUAGACAUCUACGAAUUCACCAUAGAAAUACGAACUUGGUAUGAAGACUGAAAUUGCUAAAACAUUCAAUUUAGUAACUGAUUCCCAUGUGGAAUUGCUUGUGAAGUUUGACGGUUAUCAGCCUAAUGACCCAGUUAAUUGGCCUCUUACUUAUAAAGUGUAUCAUCAUGGAUCAAUAAAUAUCUUUUAUGCCAAUGGAGACAAACAGUCAAUUUAAUUGGAAGGGAUUCUAUUGAGACCCUUUGUCCACUUAAAUACCUCUGGGAUUGAUCAAGUUGAAGGACCUGAAGUAUUGGAUUUUGGAGAUGUUCAGGAGGAUAAAACUAUUGCUAUUUAUUUGUCCACAUUUAUCUUUAGUGCCUGCCUAAUGGAAAUUGCAGCAUUAAAAAAAUCCAUUAAGGAAAAAUAUAGUGGAACGAACUAUGACUUUGGAGGACAAGGAAGAAAUGAAGAAAACCGAUGA